UCUACACUACAGUGAUUCUCCGAUAAACGUUGCCGGCUAACUUCCUUCAGCCAACUCGUCGUCCGACCCCGCCGUCGAAGCCAUCACUUCGGUUCUCAAAUCCUUAGCGAGAGACGUUAUUUCAUCCCUUUCGCUAUCUUUUCCGUCCAUCUUUAUUGCUGUCUCCCACCUCACAGAGCCAUUCCCAAGUUAUUGCAAUGAUGGGGAUUUGUAUUGUUCUGUUGCUGAGAUUUGCUUGGGCUGCGGGAACAUUGCCCAUAAUCAUUGCUUCUCUUCCGACUUCUAAGCUGAAUUGGUUUCGUGGAACCCUCUUAGGGUUGGCUAAGAGGGGGAAGAUCAUGCAGUCAUCCUCACAAAAAUUCACUGUUUCUCAAAGAUUAUUCUUGCACUUCUAUAUUGUGGCUUCAUUGUGGACAACAUUCCUACUUUUUGCAACUUGGAUAUCCACAUGCACAAUGGCACCAUUAAUUGCAGAUCCAUAUGCUUUCUCGACCAUUACCAGCUACUUGACUGGAGAUUUAAGCAUGGAAGCUGAUUCAACUAAAAUAGGACCCAGAUGUGUAGUCUGGCAAUCUGUUUUUCUUCUUUUGCUCAUGGAAGUUCAAGUCCUAAGACGCCUUUACGAAACAAAAUAUGUAUUCCAUUAUAGCCCCUCAGCUCGCAUGCAUAUCAUGGGUUAUUUCACUGGAUUGUUUUUCUACAUAGCAGCUCCGCUAUCGCUUUGUUGUGAUUGUACAUUAGAGGUGUAUGACUUCACAGCAAAGUUGGUAACUGCAUCCAUUGUCAAAGGCAAAGGUCACAUGUUGGGAACUGAAUUAGAUUUCUGGCAAGUUUUAAAUCAUCUCCUCAGACUUGGAUGGCUGCCAUGGGUUGGUGCAAUUAUAUUUUUAUGGGGUUGGAUUCAUCAAUACCGUUGCCAUGCAAUUCUUGGCUCCCUACGGAAACAUUCAAAACAAGUAGAUGGAUAUGUUAUCCCUCAUGGUGAUUGGUUUGAACAUGUUUCCUCACCACACUAUCUCUCUGAAAUUGUUAUAUACGCUGGUCUUGUGGUUGCAAGUGGAGGAACAAACCUUACAAUUUGGCUACUGUUUAUUUUCGUGGUGGCAAAUUUGGUAUUUGCAGCUGUGGAAACACAUAGAUGGUAUCUCCAAAAAUUUGAUGACUAUCCAAGUAAUCGUUUUGUUAUAUUUCCAUUGGUUCUCUAAGACUUGGAAAAUAUUUGUUUUCCUCUGGGUGAUUUUGAAUACUCUAUGAUGAUAAAUUUUGCAAGAAAUAAUUUUAUUUAUUCUCUUAA
Prosopis cineraria is the source of this 1294-nucleotide messenger RNA. RefSeq names its product polyprenol reductase 2-like. Gene Ontology annotation, molecular function: 3-oxo-5-alpha-steroid 4-dehydrogenase activity. Bases 198 to 1205 code for a protein of 335 amino acids. Gene Ontology annotation, cellular component: endoplasmic reticulum. The record is from RefSeq and is a predicted model, not a curated record. Gene Ontology annotation, biological process: dolichol-linked oligosaccharide biosynthetic process; polyprenol catabolic process. The transcript is spliced from 7 exons. Lineage: Eukaryota; Viridiplantae; Streptophyta; Magnoliopsida; Fabales; Fabaceae.